Messenger RNA from Micromonas pusilla CCMP1545, 2829 nucleotides. RefSeq lists its product as uncharacterized. Gene Ontology annotation, molecular function: DNA binding; DNA-directed DNA polymerase activity. The coding region runs from base 1 to 2829 and encodes 942 amino acids. Gene Ontology annotation, biological process: DNA-templated DNA replication; double-strand break repair. NCBI's taxonomy places the organism in Eukaryota, Viridiplantae, Chlorophyta, Mamiellophyceae, Mamiellales, Mamiellaceae. The record is from RefSeq and is a predicted model, not a curated record. The transcript has a single exon.
AUGAGAUUCGAAAGCGUCGUCGCGCCGUCUCACGCGCGCUCGCGCCGUCGUCGUCGCAGGUACAACGGAUUCAGCGGACACGACCGCGGGCGCGCGCCAUCGCGGUUCUUCCCGUCCGCGGACGCGCCCGCUCACGGCGCGGGGCGAGCGCCGGCGCGUCGGUCGCCGCCGCGCGGGGAGCGGCCUCGACCACCGAACGACAACGAUCGCGCGACCGAGCUACGACGACGCCCGAAGCACCCCAAGCCGCUUCAAGACGAGCUCGACCACCUGUUCGGGCGCAGCGAAGAGACGUCGCAGGGCAGCGGCGACGGCGACGGCGACGGCGACGGCGACGGCGACGGCGACGGCGACGGCGACGGCGACGGCGACGGCGACGGCGACGGCGUGGACGAGCUCCCGCCGCGGCCGACGCUGCGGUACGUCGUCCCGGAGAAGGAAAACGUGGAGGAGCCGCCGCCGGCGAAGGCCAGGGCGGCGGGGACGAAGCGGAAGGCGAAGGCGACGAUGGAUAAGAACCAGGUCACGCUGUCGCAAGUCUUCGGCGGCGGCGGAGCGAGGGGGUGCGAAGACGACGACGAUGACGAUGAAGCGACGGAGACGGAGAGCGCGGCGGCGAAGGCGAGGAAACGCGCGGCGGAGUCGCGGUGGGCGACGCCGGCGCCGGCGGCGGCGGCGCCGCCGCCGGCGACGGCGACGCCGUCGACGGCGACGAAAGCGUUCCUGAAGUUUGGCGGGAAGAUCAAGCGCGUCGCGGACGCGAACGUCCUGACGACGUUCCUCGAGACGCACGCGCGCGCGCCCGCGUGCGCGGUCGGCGUCCUCCUUCGAGACGUCGUCGGAAACGCCAAGUUUGGGUUCAAAAGUUCGCUCCGCACCGCCGCCGCCGCGGACGUCGCGGCGGCGAAGAGAGCGACGAAAAACGGCGGCGUCGGCGGCGCCGCGACGAGCGCUCGCGCCGAGGCUGUCGGGUUCGGCGUCGUCCUCCUCGGCCGAGGCGCGGACGAUUCGCUGUGGUUCUUCCCCGCGGGGCCCGGCGGCGCGGACGGCGCGGACGACGCGCUUCUCUCCGCGUUGAUCCGCGCGUUGUGCUGCGGGAAACAAACCGUCGCGCUUCACGCGCAGGCGGUGGUUCGGUGGCUCUCUCUGACGCGCGACUCAGAGGUCGCGUUCGACGCUUCCGUCGCGUGCGUGCUCGACCCGCGGAUCAUGGCGUGGCUCGCGAGCCCGGAAGACGCGCACGACGGCGGGAUCGACGCGUUGACGCGCGAAUUCGGCGGCGGCGACGACGGCGGCGGCGGCGGCGCGGCGGCGACGGCGACGGCGACGGAUCGGCCGCUCGAGCGUCUCCGUCUCGACCUCCUCGCCGCCGCGCGUCUCACGCAGCGUCUGAAAGCGCACGAGCGCGUGCGAGGGCUCGCGCGCGUCGUCGCGCUGGAGGGCGCGAUCGCCGCCGGUCUCGGGACGUUGGAGUCGAUAGGGCUUCCGUUCGACGCCUCCGUCGUGGAAGCCGCCGCGGUCGGGUUGAGACGCGAGCUGUCGUCGAUAGAGGCCGAGGCGUCGCGGUCGUUGCCCGGGCGCGGUCAGCCUCUCAACCUGAGUAGUCCGCAGCAGGUCGCGGACGUGCUGUACGGCUUCCUCGGGUUCCCGCCGCCGUCGUCGAACGCGAUGCAGGGCGCGAAGACGGCGCAGCUCACGACGAAGGACGACGUCUUGCGCGAUUUCGCGUCUCGGCCCAACGCGCAUCCGCUGCCGGGGAUGGUGUUGAGAUACCGCGCGGUGACUCGCGCGGUCGCGAUGUGUAACGCGUACGCGUCGUUAACGGACGCCGAUGGACGGUUACGGUGCGAGUGGAACAACACGAGGACCGCGACCGGGCGGCUGUCGUCCUCGAACCCGAACCUCCAGGCUGUCGGAAGAGCCGAGCACUCCGCCGGCGCCGGCGAGGAGGAACUCGCGACGUUCAACCUCCGCGCCGCGUUCGUCGCGCCCCCGGGGAAGGUCCUCCUCGCCGUGGACUACUCCCAGAUCGAACUCCGAACGCUCGCGCACCUCACGCGCGACGAGAAACUGUGCGGCGUCUUGCGCGUCGCCGGCGACGGCGGCGACGUUUUCAAGAUGAUUUGGAACCUCAGCCGCGACGCGCCGCGCGACGCGCCCGUGAGCGCCGAGGACCGCGACAAGGCGAAGCGCACGGUGUACGGCGUGUUGUACGGCCAAGGCGUCGCCGGGCUCGCGGAGAAGCUGGCGUGCUCGACCGACGCCGCGAAGGGUCUGAUCGACGCGCUGUUCCGAACGUUCCCCGGAUUGAAGCGUUUCGUCGUCGCGACCAAGGAACGCGCGAGGGCGACCAAGUCGGCGGAGCUCCCGAGCGGGCGGCACCGGCCGCUUCCCGGGAUCGACGCCGCCGCCGCGAGCGCGCGCGCGGAGGCGGAACGCAAGGCGAUGAACACGCUCGUGCAGGGGACCGCCGCGGACAUGAUGAAGACCGCGAUGGCGCGGUGGUUCGCCGCGAUUUCGCCGGCGCCGGCGGCGUCGGCGUCGGCGUCUGCGAUUUCGCCGGGUGGCGCCGAGGGCGACGCGCACGCGGACGUUCGAGGGAAAGCGGACCCGACGCGCGCGCGUCUGAUCGCGCAGAUACACGACGAGCUCCUGUUCGAGUGCGACGACGCGAGGGAGUGCGUCAACCGCGUCGCGGCGCUCGCGAAGGUGUGCAUGGAGAGGGCGGCGAAGGUAUCGGUGCCGACGCCGGUGAAGGUGAGCGUCGGACGCGACUGGGCGACGAUGACGCCGCUCGGCGAGUUUAGUGCGCGCUACGGGACCGCGUGA